UGAGUCAGAGAGUACCACAUGAUUUAGAUGCGGGUGACUCAACAUCACUCAGGUGUGGCCAGAAGACGUCGGGCCGUAGACCAACCCUAGGCUCCGAACUUUCCUGAAUCACUCCCCCCGGGAGCAAGACGGCUGGACGGUCCUAUUUUCCCUUUCGAAUGUCGGAGUGCACGAGUCAGCAUUCUCACGAUCGUUUGUAUCGAUCAUUUUGCAGCACGACGAAUGAUUUUAAAUACGCACACAAACGUCGAUGCAGGAUUCUACAUGUCUUGAGGAGUUGUAUUUAGUGGUGAUAGAAUUUGAAUGAAAAAGUAACUUAACUUCAUCUGUGGACUAGUGGCUAUUUAAAAUCCUGGAAGAUCCCGUACACUAUAUCACUGCAGGUCCUAGCAGCUGGUACUGUCCUUUGGCUACAUGCAGGGUAUGUUCCAAACUAGGGAACUGAGCGAAGACUGAAACAAACCGUAAUGUGUCAACGCCCACGAUUUCUCCUCAGUGGAAAGGAAGUGAAACCCCAGCGAUUGAGGCAGAAAGAGUUCACUGGACGAAACCGUUGCAUGGAGUGUUGAUUUCAAAUAGGAACCACUUCAUCCUCUUUCUGAUUUGGACAUUUUGUUUCAGCUUAUCCUCCUAAGGCUUCCGUUACUGUGUUUCUUGUGAGAGGUGUGUGAAACUGACCGAUGUCGUAAGAUGACAGCGAGAUGACAUUGUGGGCGAGACCGAUGGACAAAGUAGAAGCAGUAUCCUCGACGGCAGUCAUUCCACAGGCUGCCAGUUAUGAGCAUCUUCAGGCGCUUAUGGAGGAAGUGACUGACACACCACAGUGAUGCAGAAAGCCUGUCUGCUACACUCUGUGUAGAGUUUCAUAGACCAAGUGACUGAACUAUUCUGUAGUCUGCUUUUUGAAUGUGGAAAGCAGACUCGCUACAGCUUAACCUCACAGAGGAAUAACUCAUGGAUUCAGCGGACUGGUGGGAAGAGUACUAGGAUGAACCCUGUGAUGAGUCGGAAUGUGGUGCUGAAAUGAACUGGGAAUCCCCUACCGGAGUAAAUGGGAGGUAUCAGAACUGAGGUGGAAUCCACUGUUGCCUUAACACAAAAAAUGAGUGCCGUGUAAUAAACUGGAAAAACGUCAGAUUUACCUGGCAAAGAUUGUACUUCUGGAGUAACAUGAGAAGUUAGGCAAUAUCGAAUGGGAAUUUUGGACUGGAACUGAACUGGAACAUCAAUUAGAAGUUGUAUUGCAAUUCAAGUGUUUUGAAGGUGUUUUCUGGAUAACAAUCUGCAAUUCUGAAGGGGUAGCGUUGGAACAUUUGUCUUAGAUUGGGAAGACUUAUCUAUUCCUGUGGAAAAGCGUUUAUUGGGCAAGGAUAACUUAAUCGAAGACGCGCUGCAGAAAUGGCAGGUCCGGGGAAGGACUACAAUCAUCUCUUCAAACUGCUCAUCAUUGGAGACUCCAAUGUAGGGAAAAGCAGUCUGCUACUACGAUUUGCCGACAACUCCUUUUCUGGCAGCUACAUCACAACAAUCGGUGUAGACUUUAAGAUCCGUACGGUGGACAUUGAUGGGGAGCGAGUGAAACUACAGAUCUGGGACACAGCGGGUCAGGAGCGCUUCAGGACCAUCACCUCAACGUACUAUAGAAACACUCAUGGUGUGAUCAUUGUCUAUGACGUGACCAACCCAGACUCGUUUGUGAACGUGAAGCGGUGGCUCAAUGAAAUCACCCAGAACUGUGACAAUGUCUGUAAGAUUCUAGUGGGGAACAAGAAUGACGACCCCUCCAAGAAGCAGGUUGAAUCCCAUGAUGCAAUUCGUUUUGGGGAGUCAGUGGGAGUCCGGGUGUUUGAGACAAGUGCCAAAGAAAACAUCAACGUGGAAGAGAUGUUUAUGGCAUUCACUCACAUGGUUCUCCGGGCGAAGAAGCAGAGUCAGAUUCGUGCAGACAGAGGGGGACGUGAUGAAACCGUCGAUAUCAACUUGCAAAAACACAGAGAGAGAAAGAAGAAGGGCAAGAAGUGUUGCUGAGGGAGGGAUGGAUGUGGGAUAAAAGGACCGGCAGAGACUGAAGCGUUGAUAGUCUGUCUACACUGAUGAGGGAGAAAACCCAGAACAAUAUGCCGACAUUGCACUGAGACAAGAUUGCUAGCCAUUAAGGAAAAAUAACCACUGUUAUGUGCUGAUUUUUUUGAAUUUAUGUUGAGUUUUUAUGAAUGUGUGUUAAUGAAAUUUUAUAAUUAAAAGGGAAAAUGGAUUCCCAGUGUCAAACUGUCAUUAAAACCCCUAAUCGAGGAAAUACACUAACAGACUUCAGUGACUAGAGUGAUGUUUGUCUCAUUUCUUAAAAUAUUGUCCAUAUGUGAAAAAUGUUGUAAUAAACAGUGAGCAAUAAAAUCUGCUUUAUUA
This is a messenger RNA of Esox lucius (northern pike), 2406 nucleotides long. RefSeq names its product ras-related protein Rab-35. Gene Ontology annotation, molecular function: GTP binding; GTPase activity. Gene Ontology annotation, cellular component: endosome membrane; plasma membrane. NCBI's taxonomy places the organism in Eukaryota, Metazoa, Chordata, Actinopteri, Esociformes, Esocidae. The transcript has 7 exons. Bases 1399 to 2028 code for a protein of 209 amino acids. Gene Ontology annotation, biological process: endocytic recycling. The record is from RefSeq and is a predicted model, not a curated record.